GCGUAUUUUCCCCACCAGAUGCGUAUCUCAUAGUGGAGUGGAUAACAAGCACUAUAGGCUCUGUAAGCUACCUUCGACCUUUGUAUAUUAUUACUCAAAACCCCCGCACAAGCAGCACGCUUCGCUUUUGCUAUAACAAAAGUUUUCUUCGGACUCCAAAUAAUACGAGGGAGAGAGAAUAUAUACUUUAGCAGACUCUCUACGUUUCAGUCUCCCCCUUUCACCAAACGAAGCAAAAAGCCAUGGCUUCCAGUGCCUGCACUUUUUCCUCAGACGAUAUCGUGAUUAAGUCUCCAAACGAUAGUCGGCUGUACAGGCUCAUUGAGCUCGAGAAUGGGCUCCAAGCCUUGCUGGUUCACGACCCUGAGAUUUACCCAGAUGGGCCUCCUAAAUCCCUUGAGAAUGGCCAUGAAGUAGAUGAGGAUUUGGAUGAGGAAGAAGAAGAGGAGGACGAGGAGGAUGAGGAAGAUGAUGAGGAAGACGAUGAGGAAGAAGAAGAUGAUGAUGAUGAUGAUGAAGAGGAAGAAGAAGAAGAAGCGGAGGGCCGUGAAGUUAAAGGGAAAGGAAAGAAAGGUGCUUCUUCUCAGACUAAAAAGGCAGCAGCAGCUAUGUGUGUAGGAAUGGGCAGCUUUUCUGAUCCUUUUGAGGCACAGGGGCUUGCACAUUUUCUAGAACACAUGCUUUUCAUGGGGAGUACUGAAUUUCCUGAUGAAAAUGAGUAUGAUAGUUACUUGUCCAAGCAUGGAGGCUCUUCUAAUGCAUACACAGAAUCUGAGCAUACCUGCUACCAUUUUGAAGUGAAGCGGGAGUUUCUCAAGGGUGCCUUGAGAAGAUUUUCUCAGUUCUUUGUUUCACCUCUAGUGAAGAGUGAGGCCAUGGAAAGAGAGGUACUUGCUGUAGAUUCAGAAUUCAAUCAGGUUCAACAAAAUGAUGCCUGCCGUCUUCAACAACUUCAAUGUCAUACGGCUGCACCUGGUCAUCCUCUUAAAAGAUUCUUUUGGGGCAAUAAGAAGAGCUUGGUUGAUGCUAUGGAAAAAGGGAUCAAUUUACGGGAACAAAUAUUGAAACUGUACAGAGAUUACUACCAUGGUGGAAUAAUGAAGCUUGUUGUCAUUGGUGGAGAGUCUUUGGAUGUACUUGAGAGUUGGGUCAAGGAAUUGUUUGGUAAUGUCAAAAAAGGCCCCCAAAUAAAGCUGGCAUUUAAGGCAGAAGGUCCUAUCUGGAAAUCUGGUAAACUCUAUAGGUUACAGGCUGUCAAAGAUGUACAUAUCCUUGACUUAACAUGGACACUGCCAUGUCUUCAUCAAGACUAUUUAAAAAAACCGGAAGAUUAUUUAGCGCAUCUCCUCGGGCAUGAGGGCAGAGGAAGCUUGCAUUCCAUUCUAAAGUCCAGAGGAUGGGUAACAUCUCUAUCUGCGGGUGUUGGGGAUGAAGGAAUGCACCGUUCAUCUAUAGCUUAUAUCUUUGGCAUGUCCAUGCACCUCACAGACUCUGGCCUGGAAAAGAUUUUCGAUAUCAUUGGCUUUGUAUAUCAGUACCUUAAGUUGUUACGUCAAGUUGCACCACAAGAAUGGAUAUUUAGGGAACUCCAGGAUAUUGGGAACAUGGAAUUUAGAUUUGCUGAGGAGCAACCACAGGAUGAUUAUGCUGCAGAGCUUUCAGAGAAUUUACAUAUAUAUCCAGCAGAGCAUGUUAUUUAUGGGGACUAUGUGCACAAGAUAUGGGAUGAGGAAAUGGUCAAAUAUCUUCUUGGUUUCUUCACACCAGAAAACAUGAGGAUAGAUGUGAUAUCAAAGUCCUUUAUGUCUCAAGAUUCCCAAAAUGAGCCUUGGUUUGGGUCACGCUAUGCUGAGGAAGAUAUUUCUCCAUCUUUGAUGGAGUUGUGGAGGGAUCCUCCAGAAAUUGAUUUUUUACUGCAUCUGCCCUCAAAGAAUGAGUUCAUUCCAUGUGAUUUUUCAGUUCGUGCUUAUAGUACAUGUAAUGGUCCUGUAAAUGAAUUGACUCCAAGAUGCAUACUCGAUGAACCACUAAUGAAGUUCUGGUACAAGCUUGAUAGAACUUUCAAACUUCCUCGUGCAAAUACAUACUUCCGCAUAAAUUUGAAGGGGGGAUACGAUAAUGUGAAGAGUUGUCUCUUGACAGAAUUGUUUAUUCACCUUCUAAAAGAUGAGAUGAAUGAGAUUAUAUAUCAGGCCAGUGUUGCCAAGUUAGAAACUUCUGUAUCUCUUUUCAGUGAUAAGCUGGAACUAAAGGUCUAUGGAUUCAAUGAUAAGCUUCCAGUUCUCUUAUCUAAAGUUUUGGCAGUAGCCAAAUCUUUUUUGCCAACUGAUGAUCGUUUUGAGGUUAUCAAAGAAGAUAUGAAGAGAACUUUAAGAAACACCAACAUGAAGCCUCUAAGUCAUUCAUCAUACUUGAGAUUGCAAGUGCUGUGCAAGAGUUUCUAUGAUGUAGAUGAGAAGCUAUGCUUUCUAAAUGACUUGCACCUUUCUGAUUUGGAGGCGUUUAUCCCUGAGCUUCGUUCCCAGCUAUACAUUGAGGGCCUUUGCCAUGGCAAUCUAUUAGAAGAAGAAGCAAUCAGCAUAUCACACAUCUUUAAAACUAACUUCUCUGUGCCACCGCUCCCAAUUGAAAUGAGGCAUCAAGAACAUAUAAUUGAUCUUCCCUCUGGUGCCAACCUUGUUAGAGAUGUCAGUGUAAAGAAUAAGUUGGAGAAAAACUCUGUGGUUGAGCUUUAUUUUCAAAUCGAGCAGGACAUUGGGAUGGAAUCGAUCAAAUUGAAGGCUUUGUUAGACCUUUUUGAUGAAAUUGUGGAAGAACCACUUUUCAAUCAGCUGAGGACAAAGGAGCAGCUUGGUUAUGUUGUCGAAUGUAGUCCACGAGUAACAUACCGUGUUUUUGGGUAUUGUUUCAUCGUUCAAUCUUCUGAGUACAGCCCAAUCUAUUUGCAAGGGAGAGUUGAAAACUUCAUUAAUAGCCUGGAAGAAUUACUGGAUGGUCUUGAUGAAGAUUCCUUUGAGAAUUACAAAAGUGGCCUACUGGCAAAGCUACUGGAGAAAGAUCCAUCUCUCACAUAUGAAAGCAAUCGGUUCUGGAAUCAAAUUGUUGAUAAAAGGUAUAUAUUUGACUUGUCAAAGAAAGAAGCAGAGGAACUGAGUGGCAUUCACAAGAUUGACGUUAUCAACUGUUACAAAAUGUAUUUGCAACAAUCAUCUCCUAAGUGUAGGAGGCUUGCGGUUCGGGUGUGGGGUUGUAACACUGAUAUGAAAGAUGCUGAAACACAAAAUAAGUCUUUGCAAAUCAUCAAAGACGUCACAACCUUUAAGAUGUCAUCUAAGUUCUAUCCAAGCAUUUGUUGAAAUUGAACAUACAAUUCAAAGUAGAGCAAACUGUCAGAGCCAUCCAAGGUAAAUUUUGACCACAGGUUGUAGCUGGGAAGACAAUACAAAAUCAAAUUCAUUAGCCAGAAGAUUGGAGUAAUUGAUACAUUCAUGUAAGAUACAUUUAUUUUGAAUUUCCAUCACUCAUUAAUAAGAUUAUUGUAAUUGACUAAAAUAUGGUAAAUUAUUUAAUAAGUAUAGUUCUUUAGAUGCAA
Molecule: messenger RNA, 3592 nt
Organism: Quercus robur (English oak)
Lineage: Eukaryota; Viridiplantae; Streptophyta; Magnoliopsida; Fagales; Fagaceae
Product: nardilysin-like
Exons: 19
Coding region: 243-3356 (1037 amino acids)
Biological process (GO): proteolysis
Cellular component (GO): cytosol
Molecular function (GO): metalloendopeptidase activity; metal ion binding
Source: RefSeq, a predicted model, not a curated record